UCUGUCCACGAAUUCUUUUAUUUAUUGCUUCAAAAGGUUCAUCGGGAGGAGAGCACUACCGGAGAAGGUCGUGUGCGACAACGCCACAAAUUUCGUCGGAGCCGAAGCCAAGUUGGGGGAGCUACACGAAAUGUUCUUCAUCGAAGCGAAGCGAAGGGAAAUACUGGACUUCGCCGCGGAUCAAGGCGUCAAGUUCGAAUUCAUCCCCCCGCGCGCUCCUCACUUCGGCGGUUUGUGGGAGGCAGCAGUAAAACCUACAAAGAACCUGCUCCAUCGUACCAUCGCGCACGCCAAUUUAACUUUCGAAGAGUUGACCACCGUGUUAGUGGAAAUCGAAGCCAUCCUAAAUUCAAGACCAAUAGCUCCUAUGUCCGAAGACCCCAACGACGGGGAGGCACUUACACCAGCGCAUUUUCUAAUCGGUUGCGCACUCUAA
Molecule: messenger RNA, 436 nt
Organism: Rhagoletis zephyria (snowberry fruit fly)
Lineage: Eukaryota; Metazoa; Arthropoda; Insecta; Diptera; Tephritidae
Molecular function (GO): nucleic acid binding
Source: RefSeq, a predicted model, not a curated record